This is a messenger RNA of Penicillium canescens, 372 nucleotides long. Its product is annotated as cysteine-rich PDZ-binding protein. The record is from RefSeq and is a predicted model, not a curated record. Lineage: Eukaryota; Fungi; Ascomycota; Eurotiomycetes; Eurotiales; Aspergillaceae. Bases 1 to 372 code for a protein of 123 amino acids. Gene Ontology annotation, molecular function: microtubule binding. Gene Ontology annotation, biological process: cytoplasmic microtubule organization. The transcript is spliced from 3 exons.
AUGGUCUGCUCAAAAUGCCAAAAGAAGCUUCAGUCCACUGAGCUUGCCACACCCGGUGUCAAGCGUAAGAAUGAUAUGUACUACGGUUCCCCGAGUAGCUCGCUCGGCGGCGGAGACAAAGGCAAGGCUAAGCCGACAUUAGGCGCGACGGGGAUUGGGAAGAGCAAACUCCUCAGCUCCAAGGCUAAGAAUCCUUAUGCGGCUUAUGCUUCUUCUUGUGAGACUUGCAAGACCAAGACCGAGCAGGGGAAGAAGUUCUGUCAGCGGUGUGCCUAUAAGAAGAACGCUUGUGCCAUGUGCGGCAAAAGUCUGGCAGGGAAGACAUCCAAAGACCAGCCUAUCGUGCAGGGCCAGAAAUUCAACUUGAAGUGA